Molecule: messenger RNA, 3875 nt
Organism: Pungitius pungitius (ninespine stickleback)
Lineage: Eukaryota; Metazoa; Chordata; Actinopteri; Perciformes; Gasterosteidae
Product: R3H domain-containing protein 2
Exons: 27
Coding region: 746-3583 (945 amino acids)
Molecular function (GO): nucleic acid binding
Source: RefSeq, a predicted model, not a curated record
CAGCACGCCGCUGACGUAAACUGUCGAUGAGGAGAAGAAAAAAAAAGUGACGCCGACCCACACAAGCCGCAGCCGAGACGGGGGAAUAGCGUUUUGUUUCUUUUUUUUUCCUUUAAGUUGUGUCCUUUUAUUAUUUGGUCGUAUUUUGUUAUUAUUUUGGCAGUGUCCCCGUAAACAAUUCGACCGCCUCGCUCCGCGGUGCUUUUCUAUCCAUCGUUUACCGUUCACGCCGCUCCCCCCUCACGCGGCGCUAUUUUGACAGUCGGGGUCGCCGUGAACCGACUCAAGCUAGCAGCUCCAUUAUCUUAGCAUUGACGCCAACCUAAAGGAUUCUCCACGCGGACUCGCAGCACACGGCCAGCAAAACGGGCUCCUGACCGGAGGACAGACCAUGCUGCUGCACUGAGCCGGAGGGAGAGAGAAGAGCGAGGCCCUCGGAGGACGGCUGAGGUGAGGUGGUGGCUGGCCUGUUGGUGUGCCCCGCCCCCUUAUCCGGCUGGCUGGCUGCUGCCUCUUCAGUUCACCUGAUCGCUCCCCACCCCGAAGGCUAAAAGCGUGCUAUGGACUGCGCUUCGCCCCCUGCUGCAGCCCACCACAGUAUACUACCUUAGUGGGUUCCCCUCAUCAUCCUCUGCGUGGUUCCCAUCCAGACUCACUGUACAGAGUCUUAAAAAGAUCCUAUACCACCUACAGCCACUGCUGGGUUGUCAACCCCUCCCCAACUCCCUCCCCCUCCCCUAAGAAGAUGUCAGUGAGCCUGGCAACAGACAUCCAGCAGGAGGGAGAGAAUGGGCCCCUCAUUGAGCCCUGCAGUCGAGGCAAGACCUCCCCUCAACCACAGUGCACCAAGGAGGGCACGGGAGAGGCAGUGGAGCCCGAGGACAGCUCCCCACAGGAUGCACAGAAACGGGCUCCUAAUCACAGCCAUGGGAGGAAAAGGGCCAAGUCUAAUGCCAAACUGAAGCUGGUACGGAGUCUGGCAGUGUGCGAGGAGUCCUCUGGUCCGUUCUCCAAUGAUGGACCUCCAGAAUCGGAUAUCAUCCAGCUUCACAUCAGCUGUCCAUCAGACAAGGAAGAAGAGAAGUCCUCAAAGGACGAGUAUGAAAAUGAAGAGAAGGAAAAGAAGGACAAGGCACCAAGAAAGAUGUUGUCACGUGACUCCAGCCAGGAAUACACUGACUCCACGGGCAUCGACGUUCACGAGUUUCUGGUCAACACACUGAAAAACAAUCCCAGGGAUCGAAUGAUGCUGCUCAAACUAGAACAAGAUAUCCUGGAGUUCAUUAAUGACGACAAUAACCAGUAUAAGAAGUUUCCGCAGAUGACGUCUUAUCACCGAAUGCUGCUGCAUCGUGUGGCAGCCUACUUUGGCAUGGACCACAAUGUGGAUCAGACGGGCAAGGCUGUCAUCAUCAACAAGACGGGAAACACACGCAUCCCAGAACAAAGGUUCUCUGAACACAUCAAGGAUGAACGUAAUAUGGACUUCCAGAAGAAAUUCAUCCUUAAGAGAGACGACGCCAGCAUGGACAAGGACGAUAAUCAGAUCCGGGUUCCACUGCAGGAUGGCCGACGUAGCAAGUCCAUUGAGGAGCGGGAGGAAGAGUAUCAGCGAGUACGAGACCGGAUCUUUGCCCGAGAAGUGUCCUUUUUCUUACAGUCCUCUCAAAAUGGAUACAUCAACGACAACAGACUUUCCACUGAGGGCUACUGCUCUAGCUCUCAAAAGAGGAGGCAGAUCUUUAGAGGGAACCGCGAGAGCUCCAGCCGGGCUUCUAGCAGUCGUCAAAGCAGCACAGACAGUGACAUGAAGUGUCUGGAGCCACGACCCUGGAGCAGCACAGACUCUGACAGCUCCAACCGUACCCUCCGGCCGCCCGUCACUAAGGCCAGCAGCUUCUCUGGCAUCUCCAUCCUUACCAGAGGGGAUAGCCUCGGCAGCAACAAAGGCUCACAGGGAAGCUGCAAAGGCUCUCGCUCUGGCCUGGCCCUUAUCAGUCCUGAUGUGUGUCCCCCACCUGCAGCCUCCCAGUCGAGCCGAAGCCUUCUCCCCUGCCCGUCGCAACAGCCACAGCCCCAGGUCCCGCCUCAGACCGCCCUGCUGCCCACUCCACAGCAACACCCCAUGGGAAACCACAUGAUCGCUCAGCCUGUAGCAUCUCUGCAGCCCUCUCAGCCUGUCUCCUACUCCAGCCCUUCCUGCCCUCAGGUCCUCCUGCCAGUUUCUCCUCCUCAGCAGUACACAAUGGGAGAAGAGCUCGCCCCCCAAUUCACCCAGAUGACGCUGAGUCGGCAGGGCUCCAGUGAGAACCCUGAGCCGCCAGCCAUGUAUCAGGCUCCUCCCACAGUGCUGACCCAGCACCCCCCUCCCCAGACCGGAUACAUCAUGGCUACCACAGGUCAGCCUAUGCCUCCUCCGUCUGGUUACCAGCCUGCCACUGGACACGCCCAUCCUCCACCUCCACCGCCUCCUCCGUCCCAGCCUGUCAUGCAGGCCCCACCACCCCCACAAGGCUACAUGCAGCCCCCUCCACCUCAACAGAUACAGGUGUCCUACUAUCCUCCGGGUCAGUAUCCCAGCUCCAGCCAGCAGUACCGAGUCUCCCAGCCCAUGUCCCACCAGGUGUCUUAUCCUGCCCAGCGCACGCAACCCAUGCCUCAGCCCACACAGCAGUCAGGUCUCCAGACGAUGAUGCCCGGCCAGCAGCCGAGCUACCAGGGUAUGAUCGGUGUGCAGCAGCCCCAAAACCCUGGUCUGCUAAAUUCCCAGAGGGCAGGCAUGGGAGGACAAAUGCAAAGCAUAAUGGUCCAGUACCCACAGAUGCCAUCUUAUCAGGUUCCGGUGGGAAAUGAGAAUCAGCAGGUGGUGCAGCAGCAGUACCAGCAGCAGGUGAUGGUUCCAGUCAGCCAGUCUGUUCAGGGGCCCAUGCCUGUCUUCUACGGCGUUAUCACACCCACACAGCAGAAUAGCACAAGCCCGUCUGUAGGUUACCUGCAGCCCCCCAACUCUGAGCAGUAUCAGAUCACACAGUCACCGUCCCCCUGCAACCCUCAACAGUUGCAGCAGCAAUAUUCAGGAGUACCGCCGCCUGGGCCCGGGGUGAUGGUCAUGCAGCUCAGCGUCCCCAAUGGACCACAGCCUUCCCAGAACCCUCCUCUGGUCCAGUGGAACCCAUGCAAGUACUACAGCAUAGAGCAGAGGUCCAGCAAGCCCGGAGAGCUGUACAAACCGGACAACACUCCACAGGUUAGCACUCAGUUGACGAGUCCCCUGGCCUCCCCCACUCAGUCUCCCACCCCAUCUCCCUCCGGCAGCAGCGUCAGCAGCGUCUGUCCAGGCCUGGGACCAUUACCCCUCAUUUCCCAGUUUCCCCGGCCAGGAGGACCCGCUCAAGGUGAUGGCCGCUACUCUCUGUUGGGGCAGCCUCUCCAGUACAGCCUGUGUCCUCCCCCCCUAAUGCAUAGCCAGUCCUCCUACAGCUCCCAUCAGGGCCCUGGAGUCAUGAAACACGGGGCACGCGGUAAAAAACAAACACUCAAAUCGGCAUCGACGGAUCUCGGCACAACUGAUUUUGGUAAGUAGAAUAUCUUCUGCCACUGUUAUCCCGUUCUGUCCGCAGGUCUAGUUUCACUCGGUGUAUAUCUUGCCUUCUUUGAACGUUGCUCAGGUGAAUCUGAGAAAAAGCACAUACCGGAGGCUACGUGUGUUUGUGUGUGGAUGGAUUAUAUCAGCCCUAUUGCAGAUUUUCCUGUAUUGCUCUGUUAAAUGAACCUCAGCAGUGCAUUGAAGUCUAGUUCAGAUCCCGCGAUCAGUGCAAACCACCGUUGCCCUGAGCUAAAGGUCCUUUAUCUGACACACACGGCGCGUCUCUGGA